Messenger RNA from Nannospalax galili (Upper Galilee mountains blind mole rat), 1537 nucleotides. RefSeq names its product transcription elongation factor, mitochondrial (gene Tefm). NCBI's taxonomy places the organism in Eukaryota, Metazoa, Chordata, Mammalia, Rodentia, Spalacidae. Gene Ontology annotation, biological process: mitochondrial transcription; transcription elongation by mitochondrial RNA polymerase. Gene Ontology annotation, molecular function: DNA polymerase processivity factor activity; nucleic acid binding. The coding region runs from base 23 to 1126 and encodes 367 amino acids. Gene Ontology annotation, cellular component: mitochondrial nucleoid. The record is from RefSeq and is a predicted model, not a curated record. The transcript has 4 exons.
GUUGGUGGAGGAAGACAAGCCCAUGAGUCUAGCUAUGGCUUGGAGGAUGAGCUUCAUUUGCCUCAUCAAGGCGAGAGGGAGGUGGAGAUGGUUUCCAGUAGAGGAGUCAUUCCAUCCUCCAGCCCUAAAUUUCUACUGUCGAAAAAAAUCUACUGCACCUGAGAAGGUCCUGGGCAGGGUUGGUGGUGCUGCCCCUGAUGCAAAUGCAAAGGAGCCUGGAAGUACACUGGACAAGCUCUUCUCUCCAGAAGAGCGGGCUUCUAUUUUGCAUGUAUUGAACACAGCAUCUGAUAAAGAACUCAAAGGUUUCAGAUUGCUUCGUGGAAGAAAGUCCAUCAGUAUUUCAGAACACAGGAAAAAAUUUGGGCCAUUUGAGAAUUUGGAGAGUUUGAUAAAUGUGCCCUUGUUCCAACAUAAAACUGCUGUUCAAGUUUGUAGUUCCAUUCUUUGUUCAGAGACUGGAAGGAAAAAAGGAAAAGAAAAACCACCCCUGAGAAAGUUCAUCAAACCAGAUGUAGAAGAAGAGAGACUUAAGGCAGUUAACAGUAUCGUAUCUAUUGUUUUUGGUACUCGAAGAAUUGCGUGGGCUCACCUUGAUCGUAAAUUGACAGUGCUAGACUGGCAGCAAACUGAGUGUUGGAAAUUAAGUAACAGAACAUACCCAUCAUCUGUCUAUCUGGAAGAGAUUUCUUCAGUCAUUUCAAAGAUGCCUAAAGCAGACUUCUACGUUCUGGAAAAAUCAGGACUUUCCAUUCAGAACACGUCUCUGUUUCCUAUACUGUUGCAUUUUCUUAUCACGGAAGCUAUGCUGUAUGCCUUAUUAAACAAAACCUUUGCCCAGGAUGGCCAGCAUCAGGUGCUGAGCAUAAAACGAAAUGUAGUGGGCAAGCACUUUGACCUGAUGAUUGGUGACACAAGGACGAGUGGGAAAGAGCUGGUGAAGCAGCUCCUGUCUGAGUCUGUCCUGAAAGAGCAGCCCCGGGUGAUCUUUCCACCAGAGAAAGUAGUGCGCUACAGACAGGCAUUUCUCACGGACUCACACAGGAUUGAAGAGCUGUAUGAUUCGCUAUUACAAGCUGUUGCUUUCUAUGAGUUAGUUUUUGACAAUGGCUUUGAAUUCCGGUAGUAAUGCACAUCUCUGGUGUUGUUAUUGUUAAAAACUGCUCUCAUUUCUGUGUUAAAAGAGAAGAAAACAUGUUGAAUGUAUUUUCUGCGUUUAUGAAGUUAGACUUUUGGCCUUGAAAUAGUAUACACAAUAAGACAAAACCAAAUCAAUAUAUAUUUUAUGAGAUUCUACGCCUUCAGUGUUUAAGUGUUAAACAGUAAGAUGUCACAUACACACAGCAAAAAGUUACUUCCAGUGGGUUGGAAAGAUGGCCAUUAAGCCCUGCAGAGGACCAGAGUUAGGUUCCUAGCACCCAUGCUGGGUGGUGGAAAACUGUAGCUCCAAGAGAUUUGAUACCGUCUUUGGCCCCUGCACACCACACACACACACUUAAAAAUAAGUAGCCGGGUAUGGUGGUCCAUACCUUGAAUC